AGCAACAAUUUACCUGAUAACUCAUCAAACAGUAACACCGAUGAAACCAGCAGUUCACAAAGUUUCCCAAAUGUGCAUUCCAAACUAUCUGAACCCAAUUACCGAGGAACUGAUGUGACUCAGAUAUCGGAUGGUCAGAUUUGCCUGCAGGGACCUGCACUUGAGACAUUAGAUUGGCAAGACUCUCGUGCUCAUGUUGAAGGAGAUGGCCUACAUGAUUUGAAAACUGAAUCAAGAGAUUCACGGUCAUCAAACAAUGCUGGGAUCGAAAGAAGAGAUGACUCUCCACAAAGUGUUAAUGUGGUGUCACCUGAAGAUACUUCCAAGGAACUUUCCCGACCACAUUUGCCAAUUGAAGAUACAGAGCAUUGCUCUAUGCAGGUAUUCAGUGAGGACCAGAACGAACAGUCCGAUCAUGGAAAUUAUUUAGAGGGAAAUAUCAUUGAUGACGAUGACUUGAACGAACCUGUUUCCCUGGAAGGAGAGCUACCAGUAGGUUUUGGAAAUGACGGAAGUGAUUGUCUUCCAGUUGACGUUGAACAUAGAGAUAGCCCUGAGGAGAAAAGUAUGGAUCUUAAUCAUCCAGCUUCUGCUUCAAACGAUUGGCCCCAACACAUGUUGGAGAACGAAGAUGGAGGAGACUCCUAUGUUCAAGAAGCAUCUGAAUUGCGUCCACAAGAUGAUGAAGCUCUAGAACCGGUUGAAAAUUUGUUGGGAGGACCUUCUGAUUAUGAAGGUGCUGCGACAGUUGGCAGAGCUCAGGUACUUUAUUUUUCUGAUGAUGACAAUGCGUAUGGUGGAGAACUCGGUGAACUGUUAAGUAGGAGACGCGUUUCUAAUCUCCUCAGCAGCAGUUUCCGUGGUAAUCUGGAUCAGUUGGUACAAUCAUACGUUGAAAGGCAGAACCAUGCUCAAAUGGAGUGGGAGCUGCAAGAGGGGAAGAAGAUCAAGAGGAGCGUGCGAUGGAUCAGAUUGGUGGUCAAGACACUACGGUUUACCUGCCCUCAUCACCAACUCAAUCUUCUCCACACCGACACUUGCAUAACGAUAAUUGGCCACAAGAUGACAUGAAUAAUCAACAUACUGGCAUUGAGUGGGAGAUUAUUAAUGGCUUGAGGAUUGACAUGGCUGUGCUACAGGAGAGAAUGAAUGAAAUGCAGAGAAUGUUGGAGGCCUGCAUGGAUAUGCAGCUUGAGCUGCAACGCUCAUUAAGGCAGGAAGUUUCUGCAGCACUUCAUUCCUCAGAUGAUGGGUCAACAAGGUUGCAAGACCAUGAUUCCCGAGAAGAUAAAUCUAAGUGGGAGUGUGUGAGGAAAGGACUUUGCUGUAUAUGUUGUGAGAGCAGUAUUGAUUCUUUAUUGUACAGAUGUGGGCACAUGUGUAUGUGCUUGAAAUGUGCGAAUGAAUUGUUGGAAGGCAAGAGAAAGUGCCCAAUGUGUCGAGCACCUGUGGUGGAGGUGGUACAUGCUUAUGCGAUAGUAUAAUGUCGACAUUAAUAGGUCACACUUACAAAGUUUAGGACCCUGACAAGUUUCAGCUUCUGGACCUUUCUUGCUUUGAUUCCUGUAUCUAUUUAUGAUAGGUGCCACCAUGGUAAUGGAACGCCCAAUGGCAUAUUUUUGGGCCAUUGAUCCUGAUUCUAGUAAAUUUCAAUAGCUUAACGUUCUUCGCAAAACCACCGUAUCUCUAAAGCUUGAGCAACUACGGCUCCGUCUCCGGCUGCAUGUCCCCAUUGCACUACCUUGUCGCCACGUUUCACCAUUCUCGACAGUCGAUGCUACGUGUCGACGUCCAACGACCUGAUCGCUAGUUGGCUGCGCCUUAGCCGACUCUGCCUGCUGUUGUUCCCCAACAAAAAAUUUUGUUCCCCGACAAAUCGGGCAUGUCACGUGCGAGGAUAGCCAUCUGUCGAUGCAUUGCUGGUGGAACACGUGCUUACAGUUGGGAACCAUCUUAACGGUCUCACCGAUCUCGAAUUCGCUGAGGCAGAUGGCGCAGUCCUCCUGGUUUUUUGCCUCUGCGUUGUACCGAAACCCCGGCAAGGACUGGACGGUGGUUUGGUCGAGACCACCGCACGAGGAUGAUGGAGAAUAAUAAUUAGAGGACGCCGAUGGCAAGUAGCGGGCGGGCGCGGGGGAGUGGUCGGCAAACCGUCGCAUGAACAGAACGAUGAAGGCUAUUAAGAGCAGGACGAUGAUGACGAUGCAAGCGACUUCAGAAUUGAAGGUUACAGGCGCUGAUAGUUUCAAAGGUGUUACGAACAAUGAAGCCGACAGUGGCGCGGCCGUUAACCUUGGUGGUGAAGAGGCGUCGUUGGAGGAGGGCUCAUCUUCGUUCAGCAGGAGCAGUCUCCGAUUGUAGAGUUCCAUUUUCUCUGGAAUCAGAAACCAGAAAUAUAGCGAAGAGCUAUUAGUUAUUACCCUUGAGAGAGGAUUGAGGGAAUCUGUGGGAUGAAUGAUGAAGGAAAGCAGAGUGGGGUUUAUAAGGACAGGUUAUUUAAUGUAUUGAGGGGUGACGUGAUGGGGACUAAUUGUGGGAGCCACCAUAUCUCGUCGGUGACUCUGGAGUUUACAAGAAUUUUACUGCUGAUCUGAAACAUUGUAAGAUUGCAAAUGGAUAAGGUAGAAUUUCUUUUCCAAUGGAAAA
Prosopis cineraria is the source of this 2646-nucleotide messenger RNA. RefSeq lists its product as uncharacterized. The record is from RefSeq and is a predicted model, not a curated record. NCBI's taxonomy places the organism in Eukaryota, Viridiplantae, Streptophyta, Magnoliopsida, Fabales, Fabaceae. The transcript has 5 exons. Bases 376 to 1071 code for a protein of 231 amino acids.